AUGGAUUGUAAAAUAUAUAAAGAGUGGUCAACAUCUAAUGAAACAUACUGUGUUUGUAAUGAACUAUGUGAAGAAGAACAUUGGAUGGUAAAAUGUCCUAUGUGUCUUGAGUUGUAUCAUCCUAGUUGUAUUGAUCAAACUCGAAACGAUAUUGAAUAUAAUAUUGAUAAAUGGAAGUGUCCAUUUUGUGAAGAACAUGAUGAGACAGAUAUCCAUGUAUAUUUUCGUUCUGGUAUCAAUCGUUUAUUAUAUACGGGAAAUAGAACAACAAAUCCAUUCCCUGUAACAAAUGAUCUUGAUAGAUUACUAAAUAUUGCAAUUGUUGUUGAUGAUGCUACUGCUGAUUCGUUAAAUGCAGAGGUAGCUCAACAACAAAAUACAUUUGAUAAAUUUCGUGGAGCUGAUAUUGAUUUAUUACAAACACUUGAUAUUAGUUCUAUAGACAAUUCAAUGGUUGAACAAAAAAGAUGUUUGCUUGUUACAUCAUUAGCGAAUUCAGAUACAGAAAAUCGUUAUCGAAAUUUUCAAUUAUUAAUUAUUCGUUAUCCAUAUGAUCAUGAACUUCUUAUACGUUGUACAAAACGUUGGAAUCGUACACUAUCAUUUGUAUGGCUUUUACAUUUAUCAUCAUAG
Rotaria sordida is the source of this 633-nucleotide messenger RNA. The record is from the annotation of a GenBank genome assembly. NCBI's taxonomy places the organism in Eukaryota, Metazoa, Rotifera, Eurotatoria, Philodinida, Philodinidae.